This is a messenger RNA of Besnoitia besnoiti, 2397 nucleotides long. RefSeq names its product DnaJ domain-containing protein. The coding region runs from base 1 to 2397 and encodes 798 amino acids. Gene Ontology annotation, molecular function: GTP binding. NCBI's taxonomy places the organism in Eukaryota, Apicomplexa, Conoidasida, Eucoccidiorida, Sarcocystidae. The transcript is spliced from 12 exons. The record is from RefSeq and is a predicted model, not a curated record. Gene Ontology annotation, cellular component: mitochondrion.
AUGUACACCGGCACCCGUCACCAGGAAGUCGGCGCCGCAGGCGAGGCGAGCCUCGCGGAGAACGGCGCGGAGGCAGACAGAGGCACCGGACCAAGAGCGUUUGGAAUUCGGCAGGAGGGCAGCAACCGAGCGGGUGUGCAAAUCCCGGGAGAGAUGGAGGCAGAGGAAGACAUCAUUCCGUGGCGGAAUGCAGACGCGGAGCUUCCUCCAGGCAUUGUAGCGGACGCCUUCGAAGUGAUCAACCACGCGCCUCGGCGCUGUAUGGGCUGCGGCGCGGAGCUUCAGAGCGAAGACCCGAGUCGACAGGGUUUCGUCGCCGCGGAGAAAAAAGAAGAGUGGUACAGCGGCCGGUGGAAGGAGCUUCCCAAGGCGAAGGGAGUCGAAGUGGACUCCGUCCCAGACGGCGUUGAAAUCGUCACGGUGAAAAGCCCCAGGUUUCGGAAACGGACGCGGCUGCUCUUGUGCCGAAGAUGUUACCGAAUUCAGAUGUACAAGCAACUGGAUGGCGAGUGGGAGGCCUUGGCUAACGCGCGCGACCAGCUGCUGCCUGCGCUGGCGCCGGAGACCGUGAUCAACUCGGUCGUUAAAAAAAUGAAGCGAGACUCAGUAGUUCUCAAGGUCGUAGACGUCUGCGACCUCGAGAGCUCCGUCGUCCCCGAGCUGUUCCAAGCUUGCAGAGCCAAACGCCUGCAUGUCAUAUGGCUCAUCAAUCGCAUCGACUGCUUGCCUCGGACAGCGAACAAGCGCGAAAUCAAGGAGUGGGUGCGGCGCAUGGUUCGCCAGAUUCAAAACGUCCAUAUCGACGACUGCCUGUUGAUCUCUUCAGCAACUGGCGAAGGCUUCGAAGACCUCGAGCGCCGGUUGGAGACGCUGCUGCUGCCUUCGCCGGGCGGCGCCUCCGCUAUCGAGGGCCGGCAGAUUUAUGUCGUGGGGCGCGUGAACGCUGGAAAGUCCACUUUUGUCACGAGGUUCCUCAAGUUCAUCAAUUACAAACACGCCGGCACAAUCUUCAUGAAGCGCGCGUCGGGAGGCGUGACACGGUCGGCAUUGCCAGGCACGACGCUCUCCUUCUUGCCCUUCGGCCUGCCGCGCGGCUACAAACUCGUCGACACUCCGGGGAUUCCUUGUUCGCAUCAGGUUACGUCUUUGCUCCCGUUCGCAGCGGAUCUCUACUCCAUCGUGCCCUCCAAGCGUCUGCAGCCGAUUACGUAUCCACUCACCGAGGGCAAGAGUCUGCUCAUUGGCGCCAUGGCACGCAUCGACCUCUCGCAGGGAUCGACGGCCCUCGUCACAUGCUACUUCUCCCACAAAAUCACUCUGCACAUCUGCAAAACGGUGAAAGCAGCGGAUCUCUUGUCGCGGAAAGCCUGCACGUUCCUCUACCCUCCACACCUUCCCGCGGGAUUCGACAAGCUGCAGCCGCUGGUUAGACACAGCGUGAAGGUCUACGCAGGGAACUCGAUGGCGUAUGACGACAUUUCCAUCGCUGGGCUCGGCUGGAUCUCCAUCGCAGGCGCGCCGGGGCCGAAGGAGCUCCACGUCUGGGUGCCGAAGGGCGUGAAGGUCUUCAGGCGGCCGGCGAUGCUGCCGCUGCAACUGCGCGUCACUGGCGUCGAGGAAUUCCAUGGGAAAUCGCCCAGGGCGCGCGGGCCCCGAAUCAACGCGAAGAAGAAAAAGAUGGUUGAGGCUCUGCGCGACCAGGAGAAGCGCGAGAAGCUGCAUGCGGAACUCGAGGCCCGCGAGCGCGAGGCCGCAGAGGCGCGAGUUCGGCUCGUCUCGCCUUCUGCGCUUUCAGGCGGUCAGGAUGAUGAAGACGCUCUUCUCUCGACUCGGGGAGCGCCUGCGCCGGCGGAGACUCUAAAGGACGAAGCGCAGAGAACACGCGAAGGCGAAGCAGAGUCUGUAGAGGAAAACCUCAACGGCAGCUUGAGGCGGUCAUUUCUUGUCGCCGAAGGCCAGAAAGAAGAAGUUGAGCGUCUGCUCGCGGAGGGAACGGCGGGCUUCGAUUUCUCCGCGUCCUUCUGGAGGCGCCAGCGGGAAGAAGCGGCAGCAGACAGCGACGACGGCCUGGCGACGCCGAGUGAAGAGGUUUUCUCGCGAGCAGAGAGCGGCGCCUUGCGACAGCGAUCGCCCUUCGCGCUUGCGCAGAGCGUCAGCCAGGCAGAUGGGCGUGCCCGCGAAGGAGGCAAAGCUGAGAACGACGCGCCACUCUCCCGGGGCGACGGAGGAGACGCGCUGGCAGAAGUUUUUUACGCAGACAGCUGCUGCGACGCAGACGACGAGGAGGCUGGCGGGGAACUUCGGGUCAGGAAUUUCAGAGAAGAAAUCGCAGGCUCCGUAGUAGACCUACGGCCCCCAGAGGAAAGUGCGAAGCGCUUCACGGGGGGCCUCCGUUGA